Ixodes scapularis (black-legged tick) is the source of this 1239-nucleotide messenger RNA. RefSeq names its product serine/threonine-protein kinase 16. Gene Ontology annotation, molecular function: ATP binding; protein serine/threonine kinase activity. Lineage: Eukaryota; Metazoa; Arthropoda; Arachnida; Ixodida; Ixodidae. The record is from RefSeq and is a predicted model, not a curated record. The coding region runs from base 237 to 1193 and encodes 318 amino acids. Gene Ontology annotation, cellular component: cytoplasm; Golgi apparatus. Gene Ontology annotation, biological process: protein phosphorylation. The transcript is spliced from 7 exons.
CCGUGCAGCAGCUGACGACACGCCGGUAGAGGUGUCUCGGUGUAUUGCAGUUGUUUCGCAGGUCGUGUGUCAUGAGGGAAGCCGCUCGGCUGCUGCUGUGUUGGCCCUCGAGUCGCUAGACCCCUCGGAGUUUUGGCGGCGCCGCACUCGAUGCCUUCGAGCGCGUACCAUGGGCGGCCGUGAAUCGGUGGGUUGGCGCGCCCGGCCGCGAUUGCUGGGCUGCUGAUCGCGCCAGCAUGCCUUCUCUGGGCCUCAACACACUCUUCAACAUGGGUUGUUACUGCACCAAGGAAGCCGUUUGCAUCAACGGCAAGCGGUACAUCGUCAAAAAUAGGCUCGGCGAAGGGGGCUUCAGCAUCGUGGACCUGGUGAUAGACCCGUCGGGCCACGGCACAUUUGCGCUCAAACGCAUUCCGUGUCACACCCGUGAGGCCGAGCACGAAGCCCUGCGCGAGGCGGAGCUGUACUCCGCCUUCGAGCACCCCAACCUGGUGCGCUGCGUGGACACCGCCUUGGUGCCCUGCCGAGACCUGUCCAAGCCGUUUGCCAGCGAGCUCCUCAUCCUUCUACCCUACUUCAGGAGGGGUACCCUGCAGGACGAGCUGAUGAUGCGUGCCCGUUCUCGGGACCACAUGGGAGAGACCCGCCUCCUCGACCUCUUCCUCGGCAUGUGUCGAGGGGUGCAGGCCAUCCACAGCGCCAGCCCCGUUGCUCUGGCACACAGGGACCUCAAGCCUGCCAACGUGUUGAUUGGAGAUGACGACACCCCGGUCUGGAUGGACUUCGGGUCAAUGGGUCGGGCCCGGCUGGACAUUGGCCGCACCAGCGAAGCCAUGGCGCUCCAGGACCUGGCCACGGAGAAGUGCAGCAUGCCAUACCGAGCCCCCGAGCUGUUCAACGUGGAGAGCCGCACGUCCAUAGACGAACGCGUCGACAUUUGGUCCCUGGGGUGCUGCCUGUACGCCAUGUGCUUCUUCCGGUCUCCCUUCGAGGCGGCCCACGAGCGAGGCGACAGCGUGGCUCUGGCCGUCCUCAGCGGGCACGUCGACAUUCCCGAAGACAGUCCGUAUUCCGGUGGAGUGCAUGCCCUCAUCCGCACCAUGCUGGAAGUGGACUGCCUCCAGAGGCCCUUCAUCGAGAGCGUCUUAGAGCAGGUCGCCAGCCUCACUGCCUCUGCACAGCACCGGGUGUGAAUGUGCCACUGCUUGCGCCCACAUUAAACACUUCUGUUGCUGAAAA